AUGCAGAGAGCAGAGCGAGGAAAUCAAACACUCAUCACAGAAUUUAUCCUCCUAGGCUUUGGGAAUGGCCCGGAACUGCAGCCCCUUCUCUUCCUGUUCUUUCUAGCGAGCUACAUUGUGACUGUGGCUGGGAACAUCCUCAUCAUUGUGCUAGUGGUGUCUGACCCACAUCUUCACACCCCCAUGUACUAUUUACUGUGCAACUUGGCCUGCGUGGAGACCUGCUACAGCUCCAUCUUUCUGCCCCGGCUGCUGGUCAGUCUUGUGACAGGGGUCAGGACCAUCUCUGUGAAGGGCUGCAUCGUCCAAUUGUAUUUCUUUGGUAUCAUGUCAAAUACAGAAUCGCUGCUGCUCACGGCCAUGUCCUUCGACCGGUACAUAGCCAUCUGCCACCCUCUUCGCUACACUGUUCUGAUGAGUGGCAAGAUCUGUAGCCAGCUGGUGGCACUGUCCUUCCUAUGUAGCUUACUGAGCUGCACCAUCCUGAAUAUUUUCUUCUUCCAAUUAACGUUUUGUGGGUCCAAUGAAAUCGACCAUUACUUCUGUGAUUUCUCACCCGUGAUAAAGGUGUCCUGCAGUGACACCCGGAUUCUGCAACUGGUGACAUAUGUUGUGGCUUCCCUAGGAACACUUGUGCCCUGUCUACUCACUUUGGUGUCCUACAUUUAUAUCAUCAGCACCAUCCUGAGGAUCCCCUCCAGCAUCAGGAGGCAAAAGGCCUUUUCUACCUGUUCCACUCACCUCAUUGUAAUUACAGUUUUCUAUGGGGCUGUGAUUGCUGUGUACAUGGUUCCAACAGCCAACAUGCCCAAGGUCCUGCACAAAAUAUUCUCCCUCUACUACAUCGUCCUGACUCCCCUGAUCAACCCCAUCAUCUACUGCCUAAGAAACAAGGAGAUCAACAAGUCCCUGAGAAAAGCUUUUCUGAAAAAGAGAAUAGCCAAUGGAUGUCGCUAUGCCCCAGGUGGAAUGAGCACGAAGACUGUUCGGAAGAGAUUUGUUGCACAAGGCAUAACAUUGUGUGAUGCAAGCAAUGACCAAGUGGGAAAUACGCUGCGCAGAAAGUAG
Pelodiscus sinensis (Chinese soft-shelled turtle) is the source of this 1068-nucleotide messenger RNA. The record is from RefSeq and is a predicted model, not a curated record. NCBI's taxonomy places the organism in Eukaryota, Metazoa, Chordata, Testudines, Trionychidae.